AUGGUCAAGCGCAAGAGGUCGCGCGAGGACGACGUUGAGCAGAAGCUUGCCGACUACCGGAAAGAAAUAUUUCGGGCUCUGAAGGGCGCGAAAGGACUGGAGCGUCAACGGUACAGCAAGCGGUUGCGCGAUGACAAAGCGACGCCCGACAAGGUCAAGAGACUGGAACGAGAGAUACUUGUGCUCAAGUCGCUCGACCUCCAACAGACUGCCGACGCCCACCUCCACUCCUCACUCCUAAAAGUCAAGCAAAUCGCCGAAAGCCCCGCCCUGCCAGAAGCGAUCAAGCAAGGUGUUCCGAAGCCAGACCUGUCUGAGGAUGAGAAGGCGGCGCUUCACAAUGUGACCAGCGGUCUGUUCAACCGCGUGCACGUCCGGGAGGCCAUCGAGAAGGCUAUCCGAGGCGUUUGCCUGAUCCUCAACGUCCCUAUACCGGAAAAGAAGAAGAAGGGCAAGAAGGGUGCCACCGAAGAUAAGAAAGAUGUGGGGGAAGAAGACCAGCCCAGGGAGGCGAAGAAGGUGAAAGUGGCGGAUGCGAGGGAUGUGCCUGCCACUGUCAGUACCAAGGUUGAAGAGGAAGGGAACCCAUUUGACGAUAUGGACGACGAGAUCCCCCCUGAGAGCGACGCUUCAGACGCGGAGAAGAAGAAUAAUUUCGAAGAGGUCGAGCUUGACGAAGAGGACGAAGAAAAGGUUGUGGCUAAGUACGAGGCUAUGCUCGGCGGCUCGGAUUCGGAAGACGAGAGCGACGUCGAGGACAUGAAAGCCAAGUACCUGGCCCUCCUGGGCGAAGCCGCGGACGGAGACACUGCAGAUGAUGAGAGCAACAGUGACGGAGACGAGAACGAAGACGACGAGGCGAACGAAGAAGACGACUCGGACAGCGGCAUGGACUCGGACAGACAACGCCGCAUCAACGCCGCGAAUGUCUCCCUUUCGCCGUCUCCCGAACCAGCAUCACGGAAGGAAAAGAAAAAGACCCGCGCCAAGAAGCCGACGGGUCGGCCCGGGGAGACGACCUUCCUGCCCUCGCUCAUGGGCGGGUACAUCUCCAACUCCGAAUCCGAGGCGUCGGACCUCGACCUCGCGCCGCCCAAGAAGCGCCUGGGCCAGAAGCAGCGCCAGGCCAUCUGGGAGAAGAAGUACGGCGCGCAGGCGAACCACGUCAAGAAGCAGACGGACUCACAGAGGACCGGGGCGCGGGACAGCGGGUGGGACAUGAAGAAGGGCGCCGUCGGCGGCGAGGAGGACGGGCCAAGGAAGCCGUGGAAGAAGGGCGUUUCGAACCCGCUGGGUGCCAGGCAGGGCAGUAGGAGAGAGGAGGGGCAGAGGACAGCGGCUCCCGAGAUGAAGCCUAGACCGCCACCGAAGAAGGACGAUGAGGGCGUUCUGCAUCCCAGUUGGCAGGCGAGGAAGAAGGCUAAAGAGGCGCAGACCACGGCCGCGUUUCAGGGCACCAAGAUCACUUUCUAG
Messenger RNA from Colletotrichum higginsianum IMI 349063, 1473 nucleotides. Its product is annotated as NADH-ubiquinone oxidoreductase 30.4 kDa subunit. The record is from RefSeq and is a predicted model, not a curated record. NCBI's taxonomy places the organism in Eukaryota, Fungi, Ascomycota, Sordariomycetes, Glomerellales, Glomerellaceae. The transcript is spliced from 2 exons. Gene Ontology annotation, biological process: maturation of SSU-rRNA. Gene Ontology annotation, cellular component: nucleus; 90S preribosome. Bases 1 to 1473 code for a protein of 490 amino acids.